Messenger RNA from Fonsecaea multimorphosa CBS 102226, 1455 nucleotides. RefSeq lists its product as uncharacterized. Lineage: Eukaryota; Fungi; Ascomycota; Eurotiomycetes; Chaetothyriales; Herpotrichiellaceae. Bases 1 to 1455 code for a protein of 484 amino acids. Gene Ontology annotation, molecular function: hydrolase activity, acting on carbon-nitrogen (but not peptide) bonds, in cyclic amidines. The record is from RefSeq and is a predicted model, not a curated record. The transcript has a single exon.
AUGAGGAUCGAGAACGCCAUCCUUCCGGGAAGAGAUCCCAAAUCUCGGUGGGAUAUCGAUUUUGAAAGGAACACCAUCAAAAGGAUACAACCGGCAGCACCAGCAAGGGGUUCAUCUCCAGACCCUUCGCCCUUGCUCCUCCCGCCCCUCUGCCACCCACAUAUCCAUCUGGAUAAGGCGUACCUGUUGACGUGCAACACUCAGCACCAUCCGUCGCAGCCUUCACCGGAGGAGGGAUUCAACCAGCCAGAUUACACUGAUCUUACCCCUCAGGAUGGUUCCUUCAGUGAAGCCCUCAAAUUCACCUCCUUGGCCAAACAACGCUACACAUCUGAAGAUCUCUACUUGCGCGGCGCCCAGCUCCUGGCCACGUCUCUGGCGCAAGGUGUAACCUCGUGCCGGGCUUUUGUCGAACUUGAUCACGUCACCAGUCACUCAUGUAUUGAAGCAGGCCUGCGGCUGAAGGACUGCUUCCAAGGGAAAAUGAAGGUGCAAAUCUGUGCCUUCGCCCAGGAUCCGAUCUUCAGCACCGAUAAUGGUGAGACGAAUCGGCAAGUCCUGCUUCGUGCGCUGGAGGAAUGUGCUGGCCACGUCGAGGUCCUUGGUACAACUCCAUAUGUUGAGAAAUCAGCCGCGGCAAGUUUACAGAACAUCGAGUGGGCAAUUGAGACUGCCAUUAGCCAUUCCCUUCAUUUGGAUUUUCACCUCGACUACAAUCUCGACGAGAUGCAGAAGCCCAUGGUGUGGGAAGUCAUUCGACUCUUGCAAGAAUUGAAUUGGAAUACCCGGGCACAAGCUGGAAAAACAAUCGUUCUAGGCCACUGCAGUCAUCUGACCCUCUGCAGCGACAGCGACACGGAAUUAUUGGCCAAGGAGAUCCAGGACUCGAAACUUCCCAUUCAUUUCGUGGGACUUCCGACAAGCGACCUAUUCAUGAUGGGCCGCCCUACAGCAGCUUCUUCUCCCUCGCAGUCGAGAUCUGCAGACCGUCCUCGCGGGACCCUUCAGGUUCUCGACAUGAUUAAAAAUUUUGGUAUCAACAGCUGUCUCUCUGUGAACAAUGUCGGUAAUGCAUUCACUCCGUGGGGCACCGGGGAUCCUCUGGCUCUGGCAUCGCUAGGUGUUGGGAUCUACCAGGCUGGUACGGACAACGAUGCUAACCUCCUAUUCGAGUGCGUAAGUUCGAGGGCUAGGAAGGCAAUAGGUCUCGACACAGCGAGCGCACUCGAUGACCAUGCUCCGAACAAUGCCGGCCAGGGCCCGACGACUGACUACGAUACGACGGAGCUCAAAGAGGGCCGCAGAGGUGAGCUUCUAUUGAUCAAGAAUAAAGAAUAUGUCUCUUGUCCGGGACAUUUGGGGGUCAAGAUUCCCGCACGCCAGCAAGUCACCGUGAGAGACGUUGUCUGGGACCCACCGCAAGUCAAUCUUCGCCAGGUCUUGAGAUGCCGAUAG